UCAAGUAGUUCGCGUUACAGUUGAUUAUGACUCUGAUCAUUUUAUUUUCAACUUUAUUCAUAACUAUAAUAUUAUGUGUAUCCAGUGCUCGUAUUCUUGGUGUAUUUCCACACUUUGGUAAAAGUCACCAUCAAGUAUAUUUGCCUUAUAUGCAUGAAUUAGCAAAUUGUGGACAUUAUAUUUUAAUAAUUAGUUAUUUUGAAUCCUCGCAUCCUAAUAUUACAGAUAUCAGUUUAAAUAGUAUUAAACCCACGUUUGAAAACAGUAAGGAAAUUCCUGACAUAUCAUCAUUUAGGUUAAGAGAUUGGUUAUCAGAGAUAUUAUUACUGUACAGACUCGCACAAGAUACUGAAAAUCUAUUUGAAGUACAGGGAGUUAAAGAAUUAGUAAAUAACAAUAGUCAAAAAUUCGAUUUAGUUAUAACUGAACAUUUUAAUAGUGAAUUUGCUCUGGGUUUUGCCGUUAAAUAUAAUGCACCAUUUAUACUGCUUAGUAGCUGCGCCCUCUUACCAUGGACGGCUUCUGCAGUUGGACAGCCACAUGAGGUAUUAUACAGACCUGCGACUGCUAGUGGAUUAUCACAAAAUAUGAAUUUAUAUGAAAAAUUUCAAAAUAUUCUAUAUACAUUCGGUUGGAAUUUAGUAUUUCGAUUAUUCCACCGACCAUGGAGUCAACGAAUUAUUCGAGAAAAAUUAAAUCUACAGCUUAACAUUAAUGAUUUUGUUUUAAAAGCAAGUUUAGUGUUGGUCAAUAGUCAUUUUUCAAUGAAUGGACCAUAUCCUUUGGUUCCACAAAUAGUUGAAGUUGGCGGAUUGCACAUAAAACAACCUGAUAGAUUACCACAAGACAUACAAAAAUUCCUUGAUGAAUCAGAACAUGGAGUUAUUUAUUUUUGUAUGGGAAGUAUUCUGCGAGGAGAAACAUUUCCAGAAAAAAAGAGACAAAUGUUCUUAAAUGUAUUUAAUAAACUUCCUCAAAGAGUAUUAUGGAAAUAUGAAGGUGAAAACUUACCGUGGAAAAGUCUUAAUAUUAUGACAAAAAAGUGGAUGCCUCAACGAGAAAUAUUAGCUCAUCCAAACGUUAAACUGUUUAUUUCACAUGGUGGUAUGUUGAGUACUACUGAAGCUGUUUACGAAGGAGUGCCAAUUAUAGCAAUGCCUAUAUUUGCUGACCAAAUGACCAAUAUUAAAGGAGUUAUGACCUCGGGAGCUGCAGAAUUGCUAAAUUAUAACAAUUUAGAAGAAAAUGAAAUUUUAACAAAAAUAGUAGCCAUGAUUAAUAAUCCAAUAUAUAAACAAAAAGCCAAGGAGUUAGCAGAGAGAUUCCACGAUCGACCUUUAACUCCUUUAAAAACAGCAGUGUAUUGGACGGAGUAUGUUAUACAACAUAAAAGUGAUCAUCAUAUAAAAUCUUCAGCAGUUGAAAUGUCGUGGUAUCAAAAUUAUAUGAUUGAUGUAAUAUUAGUAGCAUUAAUUUUUUUAACAGUAAUUUGUUUCACAUUUUUUUAUUUUUCCUUAAAAAUUCUGCAUUUUUUUCAAUUAAUGCUAAAAUUAAAAAAAUAUAACGUUUAAAUAAUUCAUGUAUUAAAAUAAAUACAACUCUAAUUUAUGUUCAAUACAAACAUAAGGUGUAGGGUAUAAAAAAUGCUUGGAUGACUUAAGCACCAUUAUAGAAAUUUACUAUGCAAUUAUAGAUUUAAUUGUAUAUAAAUAUAAAUUCUUAUUAUUAUUAUUUUUGACU
Daktulosphaira vitifoliae (grape phylloxera) is the source of this 1740-nucleotide messenger RNA. RefSeq names its product UDP-glycosyltransferase UGT5-like. Gene Ontology annotation, molecular function: UDP-glycosyltransferase activity. Bases 27 to 1571 code for a protein of 514 amino acids. The transcript is spliced from 4 exons. The record is from RefSeq and is a predicted model, not a curated record. Lineage: Eukaryota; Metazoa; Arthropoda; Insecta; Hemiptera; Phylloxeridae.